Messenger RNA from Chelonus insularis, 1781 nucleotides. It is a transcript of the gene Rpt1, whose product is annotated as 26S proteasome regulatory subunit Rpt1. The record is from RefSeq and is a predicted model, not a curated record. Gene Ontology annotation, biological process: proteasome-mediated ubiquitin-dependent protein catabolic process. The transcript has 6 exons. Gene Ontology annotation, molecular function: proteasome-activating activity; ATP hydrolysis activity; ATP binding. Gene Ontology annotation, cellular component: proteasome regulatory particle, base subcomplex. The coding region runs from base 100 to 1401 and encodes 433 amino acids. Lineage: Eukaryota; Metazoa; Arthropoda; Insecta; Hymenoptera; Braconidae.
UUGCUUGUAAUUCAAGGGAACCAUAACCUUUUAAUCUACCUUUGUCGUGUGUAUUUCUUUUUUCAUCACUUUGAAUAUAAUUUUAUUAAACAAUUUAAAAUGCCAGACCAUCUAGGAGACGAUAUGAGAAAAGUGAAGGAGGAUGAGAAAGAAGAAAAAGUAAUAAAAUCUCUCGAUGAAGGAGAUAUUCAAUUAUUGAAAACAUACGGCCAAGGACAAUAUACUAAAAGUAUCAAAGCAGUUGAAGAAGACAUUCAAACAAUAAUAAAAAGAGUUAAUGAAUUAACUGGUAUAAAAGAAUCUGAUACUGGAUUAGCUCCUCCAGCACUCUGGGAUUUAGCUGCUGAUAAAAUUACUCUUCAAAAUGAACAGCCUUUACAAGUGGCUCGAUGUACCAAAAUCAUCAAUGCUGACUCUGAUGAUCCUAAAUAUAUCAUUAAUGUCAAACAGUUUGCUAAGUUUGUGGUUGACCUAGCCGAUUCUGUAGCUCCUACUGAUAUUGAAGAAGGAAUGAGAGUUGGUGUAGAUAGAAAUAAAUAUCAAAUUCAUAUUCCUUUACCACCUAAAAUUGAUUCAACUGUAACAAUGAUGCAAGUUGAAGAGAAACCAGAUGUUACGUACAGUGAUGUUGGUGGAUGCAAAGAUCAAAUUGAGAAGCUCAGAGAAGUUGUUGAAACACCAUUAUUACAUCCUGAAAAAUUUGUCUCUUUGGGAAUUGAACCACCUAAAGGAGUAUUAUUAUUUGGGCCUCCAGGAACUGGAAAAACGCUGUGUGCUCGUGCUGUUGCUAAUAGAACUGAUGCUUGCUUUAUCCGUGUCAUUGGCUCUGAAUUAGUUCAAAAAUAUGUUGGAGAGGGAGCUAGAAUGGUGAGAGAAUUAUUUGAGAUGGCAAGAAGUAAAAAAGCAUGUUUGAUAUUUUUCGAUGAAAUUGAUGCGAUUGGAGGUGCGAGAUUUGAUGACGGAGCUGGUGGUGAUAAUGAAGUGCAACGUACCAUGUUGGAACUUAUUAAUCAACUUGAUGGAUUUGAUCCUCGAGGAAAUAUUAAAGUAUUAAUGGCUACGAAUAGACCAGACACAUUGGAUCCAGCUUUGAUGCGUCCUGGACGUCUCGACAGAAAAGUUGAAUUUGGUUUACCGGAUUUAGAAGGAAGAACUCACAUAUUUAAAAUCCACGCUCGCUCUAUGAGUGUUGAACGAGACAUUAGAUUUGAAUUAUUAGCUCGCUUAUGUCCAAACAGUACUGGAGCAGAAAUACGUUCUGUUUGUACUGAAGCUGGCAUGUACGCAAUUCGUGCGAGACGUAAGGUUGCUACUGAAAAAGACUUCCUUGAUGCUGUAACUAAAGUCAUCAAAUCUUAUGCUAAAUUCUCUGCUACCCCCAAGUAUAUGACCUACAAUUGAAGCUUUCUUAUCAGAAUAUAUUCAUACACAAAAAUAACAUCAUUCAUUUAUGCAAUAUGAGUAAUAUCCUUUUUCUAUAUUUGAAUUAAACACUGAUUAUAAAUUACUUUAGAAUAAUAACUGAAUCAAUAAACUAAUUUAAAAAAAAAGAAGAAUCAUUUUAUCAAAUAGUUUCACUCAGUUGGGUUACAGUAAUUUUGUUACCUGUCCCAAAUUACCUGCUUGACCGUGAAAGAACCUUUUCAGUAGUUGUACGCUUCAACUCCCUUCCAUUACCAUACACUUUGAUGAGUAGGGGAAAAAUAACUGCAUAAUCAAGAAUAAAAUGUACAACAGAGACUUCCAACAAGUUUAUAAAUCAAUAAAUACUAAACAGUUAA